Messenger RNA from Enterobius vermicularis (human pinworm), 1365 nucleotides. Lineage: Eukaryota; Metazoa; Nematoda; Chromadorea; Rhabditida; Oxyuridae. The record is from the annotation of a GenBank genome assembly.
AUGUGCAGUAAUCAAGUUUGCAGCGUUGAAAGUCGUGAGUGCAACAAAGAAAGAACACAGUUGAAUAAGCUUGUUAGUAUUUGCGGAGGGAUCAAUGAAAAAUUCUCUGUUCUAUUACUUCGGAUUGUUGAGAUUGUAAAUAUUACUACAUCGUCACUGAAUGACAUGAGAAUUAGAGAUGCAAGCUUCCCUCAACCUCCAGAAUUACAUCCUAAGAUGUCAGAAGACUUCCUGGAAGUUUCAGUCGAAAAGUAUCAAAAUAAAGAAUUCCCGGAGUACCGCCGACCAACCAUUAUUGGAGAGUAUUCGGUGACCAAAGACAAAGAAUUAUCAGAUGGCAGGAAGUUACUUCGAUAUCUAAACGAAAAAAUGACUAGAAGACAGUGUCAAUUAGAUUUGUCACAAGGGUAUAGUACUUUCUUGAGCAAAGACGAAUUUGAAAUGGAGAAGUUGGAUGUCCUGUUGAAGUGGGUUGUCAUGAAAAGUCAGCAGGAUGAGAUGACCAAAGAGGUAAGUAACGAACGCUCAAGAAAAACCGGUUGUUUUUGUGUCUCCAUCCUUUUUGCUUUAGAAGGAUGCACACAUAGUGAAAAUAACGCGGCUUUUUGGGGUGCUGAUAUUGUUUGUUAUCGAGGGCUGCUGACAAAAAUUGCUGCAUUUCCCUACACAGAAAGAGAAGGUUUUCGAGUUGCUAUCGUGCGGUUUAAAUCUGUCAUAUUCCUUUGCGAGUUCGACACAGAUGAAAAAAAGGUUCAACGCAGCGAAGUUUCCGAUAGGGACCGGCUCAUGACUUACUGGGGGUUUAAAUUCGAACAAUAUGUUACUCUCAGAACCCCAGAUGGAACCAGAGAUACCAAAGAGCCUGUUAAUGACAUUGAACAGUUUUCCGUGGUAUUUUCCACCGCACUUGGCAAAACCAAUAAAAUCAGAAUCUUCUCAGCAGCCGAAGUCGAUUGCAUCAAUUCAAAGGGCAGCUACAUCGAGAUCAAGACUCAACACGAGAGUCUAAAACGCUCAUUCUGGAGAUACAAAUCGCUCAAAUGGUGGCUACAGUCGUUCCUAGUGGGAAUCAAUGAAAUAGUCGUGGGAUUUCGUGAUAAUCGAGGUAUAGUUUUCCAAACAGAAUGCCUGAACGUCCAGAGUCUUCCAAAAAACAACUAUUUGUGGUCUGCAACUGUCUCAUUUAAUUUUUUACAUGAUGCACUGAAUUUCAUCAAGCGAAAGUUAGAUCAGGCAAAAGACCUACAGUACUACAUAAUGGAUUUUCUACCUGAAGAAACUCACUUGAAGGUAGAACCUUUGCCUGCAAGCCUUCCGUAUCAGUUCCUCCCUGAUUUCUUUAUUAAGCACUGUGAAAAUCUCUAA